This is a messenger RNA of Cygnus atratus (black swan), 6383 nucleotides long. It is a transcript of the gene UNC119, whose product is annotated as unc-119 lipid binding chaperone. Bases 1 to 639 code for a protein of 212 amino acids. Gene Ontology annotation, cellular component: spindle midzone; centrosome; intercellular bridge. Gene Ontology annotation, biological process: negative regulation of clathrin-dependent endocytosis; nervous system development; mitotic cytokinesis. The transcript is spliced from 5 exons. Gene Ontology annotation, molecular function: lipid binding. Lineage: Eukaryota; Metazoa; Chordata; Aves; Anseriformes; Anatidae. The record is from RefSeq and is a predicted model, not a curated record.
AUGAAGGUGAAGAAGAGCGGCGGGACCGGGGCCGGGGCCGGGGCCGGGGCGGCGGCGGCGCGCACCGAGGAGGAGCUGGGCCGCAAGGCGCUCAUCGGGCCCGACGACGUGCUGGGGCUGCAGCGGGUCACCAGCGAUUAUUUGUGCACUCCAGAGGAAAAUGUUUACAAGAUAGACUUCACCAGGUUCAAAAUCCGGGACAUGGAAUCUGGCACAGUGUUGUUUGAAAUCACCAAACCAGCAGCAUCAGAACGUGAAAACAAUGACAAGAAGGACAUUGACCCAAACGCAGGCCGGUUUGUACGCUAUCAGUUUACCCCAGCUUUUCUUAGACUUCGGCAAGUGGGAGCCACGGUGGAAUUCACAGUAGGGGACAAACCCAUCAAUAACUUUCGCAUGAUUGAGAGGCACUACUUCCGGGAUCAGUUGCUUAAGAGUUUUGAUUUUGAAUUUGGGUUCUGCAUUCCCAGCAGUAAAAAUACUUGUGAGCACAUCUAUGAAUUCCCACAGCUCUCCGAGGAUCUCAUUCGAGAGAUGAUCCUUCAUCCAUAUGAGACACAGUCGGACAGUUUCUACUUCGUAGAUAACAAGCUGGUGAUGCACAACAAGGCGGAUUAUUCGUACAGUGGAGGACCUUGAGCGCAGGAUGGGCAGCCAACCUGUGCUGGCCUUCGCUUUCCUUUUGAAGUCGUCAGGGACACCAACACCUUCAGUUCAGUUGCCUACAAAGUCAACUGGACAAGAAUCCACAAACCAAGGACUCUGCCACAGUAGGAGUUUCAUGACUAAAUUUGCCAGUCUAAUCUCUUUCGAUCUUUGAAGCAGACCCAGUUCUUCAGAACCCUAAGCAGUUCUACAAUGCUAAAUGAUCUUUGGAUACCACUUCCCUAAGUUCUUUAGGUGUCUGCUUUGAAAAUGGCCUUGUGGGACCUGGGGGAUUUUGCCCUAAUUGUGUGGAUUUGUGUUCUUGCCCUCAAGCAUUUUUAGGACGUGAUUGCUUUCUCAAAGAAUGCAAUCUGAGAAACCACGUGAGUGGAUGGAUGCAAAUGCAGAGUUUUGUUUAUUUCUUUCUCUUUGUGAAUGCUUCAAAAGCAUGGUCAAUGUAACUUGUACAUCCAGUCGAAAACCUUACAAAAUCAAGUUUCAUCCUUAGAUUAUUUCUCUAAAUAAGCGUCUCAUCCUUUUGUUUUGUUCCUUCUAUGAUUUUUUUUUUUUAUCUUGGAAAUAAUGAAACUUGCAGUGAAGACCAGUAUUUCAAUGACAGCUGUUUUUAAUCAGGCACUGUCCAUUUGCAUUUCAGAUGAAAGCAAAAUAGUGUUGAGUGUAUACAAACCCUCAUAAGCAUUCUCCAUUAAUUUCAUUUUUUGCAAACUGAAUCCAGAAUAAUCUGAAAAAAAUGAAGGAUUUUAGUUGUGCUUUAACACUUUUACAUAGCUAACAUUCAUCCUAUUCAUUCUAUAUGUUAUACAUGCCUGUUUUCUUUCAUCUCUGCUCAUACUAAAACAAGGGCUUCAGCAAUGCUUGCUAGAGCAACACUUUUAUUUGUCUAGGGCAGUCAGAAGGUGUGGACUAUCCAAUUUUUCAUUUGUGUCUGAAGAAUGUUAUAAGGGUGUUUUUCCCUUUGUUAAAAAUGUUUUGCAUUGGAUAUUAAUACAACCGAAACAGUAAGUCUAACAAUGUAGCCUUAAAGCUACAGCAAAAAUAUAGCAAAAGCUCUAUCUUCAGACUCCAUAAGAAGUCUAAUAACAAUCUUGCACAAGUUUCUCAGGAUGUACUUCUUAGAAAGAUAUUAGUGCAGUGAAGUAGGAACAUCAAAAGAGUAAACUAGUGCAUGCAAAACAAAACCUGAGAGGGCUGUGUGGGGUAAAAAGCUUCCAUCGUUUAUUUUUGCCUAAGUAGCCUGUUGUCAUGAAACCCUUACUCUAAAGAUGAGUUCAGUGAUACUUAAAAAGGAAAAAAAAAAAGGCAGUUGCAGAUUGUAGAUAUUUCUAUAAAUACUUGAUGUCUCCAUGUCUAUUUCUGUGAGUUUAAGUGGAACGUUGUAUGUUAGCCUCAGAUAUGUGUGACUGUAAUAAUUUUUAUAAAAUAGCAUUUCCAGUUGUGAUUAACAUCUUUCUAGUCACAAUCCAAGCCAAACAGGAGAACUACAAAUGGUUUCAAAUGUAGCCAUCUGUCUAAGAACAGGGAGAUUUUGUACUAUUAUUGGAGUUGUGAUCACUAUCAAAUGUGUUAGCAUUUGUAUCUGUUUUGGCUUUCUUUAAUUCUGAAGGAGGAUUCAAUUUUCUAAAGAAAUACAGUGAGUUUAGAUUACAGUACAAGUUUUUUUUUUUUUUUUUUUAGGAUUGAAAGUAUGUAGAGUUCACUGAUUUUACACGGUAUCUUGCAGUAAUUAUUAUCACAAUGAGACUUGUAUUUAUUGCUAUUUUUUGUCUCUGAUGUAUAAAACCAUAAAAUUUACCCUACAGCUGACUUAUCAGUUUGAGGAUUGCAAAGAAUUUCCUUAUUAUUUGUAUUAGGCUUUGAGCUACUGAUCACUAAAUUUUAUAGCACAAAAAUUACAAAAGGUGAAAAUAGUUUCAAAAGUCUAGGUCCUCCCCACCUUUUUUUUUCCAUCAAGGCUGUUAAACUGCCUUUAUAUUCAAUGAUGCUUUGCAAAUUUGAAUAUUGAUUAAUUUUGUUCCAACUCUUGAAUGAGCAUAUGUACUGACUUGAAGACAGAUUGAGUGUUUCUGAGUGGCACCUCCUAUACAGGUUUUUUUUGUUUGUUUGUUUUUAUCUUUAAACUCUUACCUGCUGUUCGUAACAAUCACUUCUGUGCGUAAGGCUUUUAAGAGACUUUUAGCAAUGGUGCUUGGCCAGAAUUACCAGUCUUACAUUUCCAACAGCUAUAUCAUGUCAGUAUAUUUCUGUGAGAGCAGUUGUUGUACUUUGGUGUAGACUCUCGUCAGUCUUGGGUUAUCAUACUCAGUAUCCUCUCUGUAUAUGAAUAUUGUAGCAAAUCAUUGUUUGCUGCACUGAAAUAGUCAUGUUCUGCUCAUUUUUUUAUGCUACCUCCUUUAAAGACUUUAGAAGUCAAAAACAAAGGUAAUUUGAUAAAAAUGUUACUGAAAUCAACUAAGACAUGCUCCUAUGAAAAAAGACCCUAAAGAAAUUUACCUUGUUCCCAGCAGUACACUAUGUGGUUGAAUGGACUUUCUCAGAUUCUGUGUUUUUCAGUAGGUUUGAGGUUAAACAUAAAGUGGGUGAACUAUCCACUACUGAUCUCCAUCCUGAAUUCUGUUCUGAUAAUACAGAUUCCAUGAGUUGUAAUUUCAGGCUAAUAGAAAAUUUAGUGUGAAUCAUAUAGGAGAUAUUUUACGAAGUGAAUUUACUGUCGUCUAUUAUUAGGAAUACUUUAAAACAGGAAAAAGUUAGGCAUUUCCAGUAAAAUUAAUUUCAAUCUGCUUUAACUUUUCAGGUUGAGGAUUUUUUUUUUAUUUUAUUUUUUUUUUUAGAAGUCUCCACAAUUUCCUACAAAAAAGUUUCUAUUCUUAAGCCAAGGCAAAUAACAAAACUUUCUGUGGGAAGUGUAAUGAAGGUGGUUUUUGCUUCUCACUGCAACAGAUAUCAAUGUUAUUGCUUAGUUUCACUUGGAAACAUGUUUGCAUUUUUUUCAAAGUCAUCUACAUUCAAAAUAUUUACAAACAUGGGGGAAUCACUGACCAGGGGAGAGGUUCCAUUCAUUUUCUACCUAUUUAUGCAGCAGUGUAACAUACAGUGUCAACUCGGGACAUUACAUUUUUGCACAUAAAUAGCGCUACAAUAAUGUUUCUUUGAAAACUUUUGCAGUACAAAUGCUGUUCUAACGCUGCGUCUGUCCUUGUUUUGCAUUAAAUCUAUGUGCAAAAUUUAAUGUUAAAGACCAUGCAUUGUAAGGCACUGAACAAUUUCAAUUUUCAUUCAUCUGAAAGCGAGCUGGUUGCUCUCAGACAAAUUGUAAAACGAAACCAUGUUUUUCCCCUUAAAUUGGCAGCUGAUUCUUAUUAAAAACCAGUUCAAAGUCAAAUCUCAACAAAAUCUUAACAGCAUGGUUCAGAGAAGAAUAUAUUAAUCUUCCUGGCUAGUUACUAUUUUUUAUUUUAAUAUUAAUCAUUAUUGGGUUUACUUUGGAAGCUCACCUACACAAUCACUAAAUAUUGUCUUUGAAAAAAAUAUUUAUUGUAUUUUUUUCUCUGUUCUCAUUUAAAAAAAUAUUUUAAUUAGCAAUAUAGGUCUGUUCCAAUGAACCAGUAUGGAAAAUUGGGAUCUGGCUUUCUGAAAGCAAAAGAAAACAUCAAAAAGCUAACCAAGAUUAUCUGCUAGUAAUAACUAGUUGUUUUCUAUCAUAAGAUGUUGAUUGUAUGUGUACUUUACAUAAUGAAUUAAUCUUGGAAAAAGAAGUAGGUGCUAAUAGUAAUUUUUAUUUAUUUAUUUUUUUAAACAAGGAAAUUAUAACUCAACACAUUCUUUCACUUUCUCAGUCUUAAAUCCUUUACAUUUCAGGUUUUGUAAAGAAAAGUAACAGUAAAAUAUUUGUGGUUAACUGCCACUGCUGAAUGGUCUUACAAUUCACAAACUUUAGGGGCAGAAAUAGAACAAUUUAUUUUCAAGAUUAAGACACCAAGGAUAAGUAUGGUUUAAAUUUUUGCAGUUUUGUUCUCAUUACAGUGACAAAAGCCAGAAUUGUUACUGUGAAUAUAUCCUUUGUAUUGGUGACAUUUAUGAAAUAACUGAAUAAUCCACUCUCCCUGACUCAGAGAGAUUUCUCUUUUUCUUAAAGUCUCCUUUAUUUCUCUUUCUGUAGAAAGCCUCUCAAGUUUUGAAAACAAUGUGUUUACCAAAAAAUGAAAGAGCAAAUAGAACUGUAUGCAUUGUACAAAUGUUAAUGAGACAGGUUUACAUGCAUUCAAUCUAGUGGUGAAAGAUAUCUUUUGGAAAAAAAUGAGGGAGAGGGACAAGGACAGGAAAAAUGUUAAUUUCAGCUGAUUGAACCCACGAGCUUUAAGGCCAUGAUAAGUGUAAACAUUUUUUCUUUUGAGUUUUGAAAUAGCUGGUAGCUUUUGUUAGCAGUUCUUUUAGAUAAGCCUAGCACAAGCUCUAUUUAUACAAAAGCACUGUUUAUACAAAUGUUUCAAUACCAAUCAGAUAUUAAAUCUCACUGACAGUUCAUAUCAUUUUUUAAACACGGAAAAAUAUUUGAAGAGUGUGAUACUCCAGGCCUCAAGUGCAGCUCAAUUAUUUUCUAAAUCACAGGACAGUCUGACUAAGCGGGUGAAAUUGUGUUUGUGUCUGUUCACAAGACAUAGUUAACUGCCUCCCUAGAAUCACUGUGUUAAUGCCUACUGUGAUGUCUGCUUGUACCUUAAUGCUACACUGAGAAAACCUGUUUGAAUGUGACAUUGACGUUUUUGCAUAGAAUCAGAAUUGUCUGUAUUAAAGUGUAUUUAUAAAAAAAUAUAUUUUUUGUGGAAGGAAAGUAGGAUUCUAGUUAAUAUACCAUUGGGAAAAUGUUAGAAACAUUUUUACCAAGUUCAUUUAUAAUUCUUUGUAUCUUGUUAGUUACCUGAUCUGUUUCCUAUAAGAACAUCCACUGUGGCCAGUUUAGUGGCAAUGCAAUGCACUGUCAUGCAGAGAAUCUGGUUUUCAGAAAACUGGGAGUCUUUUGUUUCCUUUUGGGACAGUAAGAAACUGAGUAGGUUGCCAGGAGAAAAAGGAACCUUGGCACCAAUUCCACUUCUGUGGCUUUGGCUUCAGUAACUAGUCUGUUUGACUUGUUUGCAGAUAGAUAAGUAGGGAGAACAAAGAUUGAGAAUUCAGGGUGAGAAAAUUAGAUGCUACAAUUUAGUCUUCCUGUAGGAGGAGAGAACUAAAACUACACAAGGACUGAAUAAGAAGUACACUUGCUUAUAAUUAUUUAACAUUGGCAGCUUAGGCAUAAAUGUGCAGACUAGGGAAUAUGCUUAACUUUUUCCAUUACCUCGGAAAAAUGGUUAAAAACAUGUCACCUUCAUUAGCAAGUGUUUCUUCUCCUGUAACAAAUUGCAAAAUGUAAAAAAUAAAUAAAACAAAACAAAAACUAAAUAAAUUAUUGAUCCUAGAAAUGGGGGUUCUUGUUUAUUUUAUUUAACAUUGCAUAUUUAUUUUAGUACAUUAAAAACAUUUAAAUAUUUUUUUUAUUUCUUCCCUCCAUAUUUUAACUCCAAUUUUGUGCAAAUUUAUGUAACUAGAUUCAACUUCUGUGAUUGCAAACUAAACAAUGCACGUGUAAAAACUCUUCAGUGGUUUGCAUAGUUACAUAAGUAAAACAAUUAAAAUGUUUGAAAUGGGAUUCAGCGUUCUGAUUGGUGAGAGUAUCUUGGGGCAUA